AUGCGACUGCUCGAAUACGAAGAUCAAGUCCUCAAGAUGACGAGCCUGUUGAAGGCGAAGGCAACUGAACCCGCUCUAAACACUGGGGCAGCCACCACGGCAUCAACGAACCCGAUAUCAAACGGUGGAAGGUCAAGUGUGGUUCGACUUCCAAGGUUGCAGCUGCAGACCUUUAAGGGAGAUAUUCCGAAGUGGCCACCAUUUUGGGAGCAGUUUCGACAGUCUAUUCACGAAAAUGAAAAUCUCUCACGAAGUGAGAAAUUCCAGUAUUGGCGUUCUUUGCUGUCCGGACCACCUGCAGCGGCGAUAGCGGGUCUUCAAGCGACGGAGAUGUGCUACCAGGACGCGAUUGACAUUUUAACUCGUCGUUUCGGAGAUCAGAAGAGAAUUGAACGAGAGCAUCUUGGAAAGCUGAGGAUACCUCCUGUGGUGACGUCGUCAGACGACAUCCGGGGUCUCCGCGGAUUGUUCGACCACGUGCAGACACACAGACGAGGACUACAGGCCCUCGGAAUUUCCCCGUCAACGUACGCCGCGUUACUCGUGGACAUCAUCCCGAAGGCGUUACCUGGCAAUAUCACCGUCGUGUACUAUCGUCGAUCGGCUCGUGGAUCCAUAGUUUCUGCACAACCGAGCACGUGA
Molecule: messenger RNA, 642 nt
Organism: Ornithodoros turicata
Lineage: Eukaryota; Metazoa; Arthropoda; Arachnida; Ixodida; Argasidae
Exons: 1
Coding region: 1-642 (213 amino acids)
Source: RefSeq, a predicted model, not a curated record